This is a messenger RNA of Colossoma macropomum (tambaqui), 2073 nucleotides long. It is a transcript of the gene mettl17, whose product is annotated as methyltransferase like 17. NCBI's taxonomy places the organism in Eukaryota, Metazoa, Chordata, Actinopteri, Characiformes, Serrasalmidae. Gene Ontology annotation, biological process: translation. The record is from RefSeq and is a predicted model, not a curated record. The transcript has 14 exons. Gene Ontology annotation, cellular component: mitochondrial small ribosomal subunit. The coding region runs from base 116 to 1495 and encodes 459 amino acids. Gene Ontology annotation, molecular function: methyltransferase activity; structural constituent of ribosome.
GGUUUAUUUUGAUGGUGGGGCUGGUGUGGGUCCAUGUGACCGACAGGCGGACGCUGUAAAUGUCUCCGUGCUGCAGAUCGCUCAGACUUAUUGAACAGAUCUGUCUGUCACAGCCAUGUCUGCUCUAAAUCGGCUGUUUGGUGUUUGUUGGAGGCGCCGCGCUGCUUUUCCACCCAGAGACACGCAGAGGUGUAAGAGUGCUGCAGCAGCUCUGGUCCAGCCUGAGUUCCUGAGAGGCUCUCCGCACAGGAAACACCCCGGAGUGACGACCCUCAAAACCCUCCGUCUGCCCGAGGGUCUCCAGAGAGGAGCUCUAACAGUCAUACACAAGUCAGAGGUGAAGGAUUUGGCUGAAAGAUCCCGCAGACUAAAGAACUACCUGUGGAGCCGCAAGCGAGCGGCAGAAGCCCCUCAGCUGAGAGAGAAGGCCAUCGAGCUGGAGGAGAAAUGGAUGGAGAAGGAGCGACAGAGCGAUGGAGAUGAUCAGAACUUUGAAGCUAAAAUCAAGAAGAAGGUUUUGUUUGAACUGAGGAAGACGACGUAUCACUGGACGCCUCUGAGGUACGAUGCGGAGCUCGGUGUGGUGUUUAUGGCUGCCAGGCUCGCAGGAGGCUACGCUGCAGUCAUGAGAGCCCUUAAUGAGAUAAAGAAGAGAGACCUGUCGUUUGCACCUCGCUCUCUGCUGGACUUUGGCUCAGGGCUCGGCACGGCUCUCUGGGCCUCACACACACACUGGGGCGACUCCCUAAAGGAGCACGUCUGUGUGGACGCCUCUGGAGCCAUGAACAGACUGGCCGAGCAGCUCCUCACAGGUGGCAGCGAAACUGAAGAUCCACUUAUUAAACACGUUUACUUCCGACAGUUCCUUCCAGUCUCCCCGAAGGUUCAGUCUGAUCUGGUGGUAGCAGCUUUCUCUUUGUCAGAGCUGGCCUCUCAGAAAGAACGAGAAGAUACGGUUCUCACACUCUGGAGGAAAACAAACGCCUACCUUGUGCUGGUGGAAAACGGAACAAAAGAAGGGCAUCAGGUUUUAAUGGAAGCCAGAGACGUGUUACUGAAGAAGGAAGAGAAGGUGAUUCAUGACUCCCGGAGGCCGGUGGUGUUCGCUCCUUGCACUCAUGAGCGGACUUGUCCCAAACUGCUGAACCAGCCGGUGGUGCCCUGCAACUUCCUCCAGCCCUACCACCCCCUGCCUUUACCUGGGAGCGCCGACAGGGAGGAGGAGAGGUUCAGCUACCUGAUCGUGAGCAGGGAGGAGAGAGAGGCGCCGGGAGAGAGAGAGGGUGUGGAGUGGGGAAGAUUAACCGCUCCGGUCCAUCGCAGAACCAGACACGUCCAGUGCCAGAUCUGCUGCUCCACCGGAGAACUCAAGCAGCUCGCUGUCACUGCGCGCCAACAUGGAAGGGACUCGUACCGCUGCGCCCGGAGCAGCAACUGGGGAGACCGGCUGCCAAUCAUCAACACAGAGGACGACACGCUUACAGAGCAGCCAUAAUCACCUUAAACGGUCGAUGUGCGCGUUGCUGAUGAAGGAAGGACGGCGCUGAGUCCCUGAAAGGACUAAAGGGAAUAGUGCAGCUGGAGGGAACCUGUGAUGGACGUCAAAGCCACUGCAGAAACCCGAGCAUGUGAAUGAAUGAACAGCACACUGUCUGCACCAAUGACUGUACUGGGUCAGAAAACAGGAACAGGCUGACUGCUUCUGGGGACAAACAAGAGGGUCCACAAUUUUGCUCUAUUCUAGCUCCCAUCACACCCGAACCAGGUGUUCUGUGUUCAGGUUCCACAGUGGUCUGAAGGCUUGUUGGUCCAGUGAGUGCUCUGCUGGUUUCUAAUCCGGAUCUUGGGGACACCCAGGAAGUCUCUAGCUGUCUUUCAUCCAUAUCUAGAACCGAAUACCUGGCACAGGUGUACUGGGAGGUGGGAUACAGCAAAAAAGUGGACCGUGUGGAGGUCCCCAAGGACUGGAUUUGGAAACACUCUUGAACCGUGGACCCACAGAAGUAUUUACAACUGUGUACUUAAAGCCUUUAAAAUAAACUGAUUAGAAUAAUAAAGUGAUUGCUCUUUUGA